Messenger RNA from Ooceraea biroi (clonal raider ant), 1161 nucleotides. It is a transcript of the gene MagR, whose product is annotated as Iron-sulfur cluster assembly 1 homolog MagR. Lineage: Eukaryota; Metazoa; Arthropoda; Insecta; Hymenoptera; Formicidae. Gene Ontology annotation, cellular component: cytoplasm; mitochondrion. The record is from RefSeq and is a predicted model, not a curated record. Gene Ontology annotation, molecular function: 2 iron, 2 sulfur cluster binding. Gene Ontology annotation, biological process: iron-sulfur cluster assembly.
CGUUCUUUACUUUGAACGGGAUUGGAAGCCGCCCAAGAACAUGGCCGCUUGGGAUGCGCAAGCAAAUCUGCGCGGCUGACUCGAAAACGGGUGCUUGUCCCUACUGUAUAUCCUUAUACCGUGGUCAGACGUAGUUUGUUUUUUUUUCAAUCGAUGCAGCUCCAUGAAUCGCACGUGACCGAGACUCCGAUCAGCUGAGCGAAGUUCGUCCUUGCCACAAAAAUGGCGUCGUCCAUAAUGGCAGCCACCACGAUUCGAGCCAUCAAAGGAAGAAAAAUCAUUUCGACUCGUGCUGCGCUUACUCUGACACCCAAUGCUGUCAAGAAGAUUAAGGAGAUUUUGAAAGACAAGAGUGACUACAUCGCCCUUAAGGUUGGAGUACGACAACGUGGAUGCAACGGUUUGAGUUACACGCUGGACUACGCAAAGGAGAAGACCAAACUCGACGAGGAGGUGGUUCAAGACGGUGUCCGUAUAUUUAUCGAUAGAAAGGCACAGCUGUCCCUCCUUGGAACGGAAAUGGAUUACGUCGAGAAUAAAUUGAGCUCAGAGUUCAUAUUCAAUAAUCCAAACAUCAAAGGGACAUGCGGGUGUGGAGAAAGUUUCUCGUUAUAGUGAAAUUUUAGUGCAAACUCCCUGUCGCGAUAGUUACUUCAUGAUGAUAGACUGUGAAAUACUUUAUUAUGAUGUAUUUAGGUAAACUAAAAUUGUAAGAUUGUGCGACAUUGUGUUCUCAGCGUCACUUCUCCUAGUUGAAGGCUGCGUUUGAGAUUGCAAAAUAGUUGCAUGUAACAAUUUAUCAUAACAAUUGUAAUUUUUGUACAUAUCCUAUCACAUUUGCAUUAUACAUUAUGUAUUUUCAUUGAUGAUGCACAUUAAUUACGCACUUUUUUGUUUUACUGUAAUCUUUCAUUCACAGUAAUUGAAGUUUCAUUAAAUUUUUAGUAACUCUCGUUUCAUUUUUUUCUUGUUGCGUUAUCCAUUUAUCACAUUGCAUAAUGAAAUGUACAAAUAAUGUAUAUAAACAAAAUAUAUUUUUAGUUAAGAAAUAUAGCUUGUUUUUCUCUUUUCGCAAUAUAACGUUUCUUUAUUAUACAUGAUUUGAAAAUUGUGUUGAUAAUGAGGUGUGUGAUUUUAGAAUACAUUUAUUUUAUAAUAAUA